GGGGCUGGAGCUCGAUGCAGGUUUGAACAAGCCCUGGGCAUGUUUGGCGGGAAGUUGGCUUCGCCGGGCUACCUGCGGCCCUGAAGUUGCCUAGUCCCCGCCUCGUUCUCCCCUGGGGCUUCUCAGUUCUCCCUCCAUGAUCUCGGCGUAGGGCACGGUAUCCCUUCGCACGGCGGACGCGAUGGCGCCCAAGAAGCGCCCAGAAACCCAGAAGACCUCCGAGAUUGUGUUACGCCCCAGGAACAAGAGGAGCAGAAGUCCCCGGGAGCUGGAGCGCGAGGCCAAGAAGCUCUGUGCGAAUGGCUCCGGUUCUAGCAGAAAAUGUGACUCAGACUGCCUUUGGGUGGGGUUGACCAGCCUGGAGAUCCCGCCACUAUGCCGCAACCUCGUCAGAGCUCUCCACCAGCACAAGCUGGGCGAGACUGCCUGGCCAUCACUACAGCAGAGUCUUCAGCAGUCCUUUGUGCGCUCUCUGGAUACUUACCGGAUAUUCCAAAAGGCCGCCCCCUUUGACAGGAGGGCAACAUCCUUGGCGUGGCACCCAACUCACCCUAGCACCGUGGCUGUGGGUUCCAAAGGGGGAGAUGUCAUGCUCUGGAACUUUGGCGUAAAGGACAAACCCACCUUCAUUAAAGGGAUUGGAGCUGGAGGGAGCAUCACUGGGCUGAAGUUUAACCCUCUCAAUACCAACCAGUUUUACGCCUCCUCAAUGGAGGGAACAACUAGGCUGCAAGACUUUAAAGGCAACAUUCUACGAGUUUUUGCCAACUCAGACACCUGCAACGUCUGGUUUUGUAGCCUGGAUGUGUCUGCCACUAGCCAGAUGGUGGUCACAGGAGACAACGUGGGCAAUGUGAUACUGCUGAACAUGGACGGCAAAGAGCUUUGGAAUCUCAGAAUGCACAAAAAGAAAGUGACCCAUGUGGCCCUGAACCCAUGCUGUGAUUGGUUCCUGGCCACAGCCUCCGUAGAUCAAACAGUGAAAAUCUGGGACCUGCGCCAGGUUAGAGGGCAAGCCAGCUUCCUCUACUCGCUGCCGCACAGGCAUCCUGUCAAUGCAGCUUGUUUCAGUCCUGAUGGAGCCCAGCUCCUGACCACUGACCAGAAGAGUGAGAUCCGGGUCUACUCCACCUCCCAGUGGGACUGCCCCGCGGGCCUGAUCCCGCACCCUCACCGUCACUUCCAGCACCUCACGCCCAUCAAGGCAGCCUGGCAUCCUCGGUACAACCUCAUUGUCGUGGGCCGAUACCCAGAUCCUAAUUUCAAAAGUUGUAGCCCCUAUGAAUUAAGGACAAUCGAUGUGUUUGAUGGAAACUCAGGGAGGAUGAUGUGUCAGCUCUACGACCCAGAAUCUUCUGGUAUCAGUUCGCUCAAUGAGUUCAAUCCCAUGGGGGACACGCUGGCCUCUGCAAUGGGUUAUCACGUUCUUAUUUGGAGCCAGGAGGAAGCUCGAACACGGAAAUGAGAGACUGAGACUGAAGAAGGUGUGGGCCAAACGAGGGCUUGGAGCCCACAGGUGGGAUCAAGUCCUGCAAGAGGAGGUGGCCAAAAGCAUCCAAGUCUUAGGGUUGAAGCAGGGGCACUGUGCACAGGGCACUGUGGGACUGGGACACCAGCAUGGUAUUGCUCUGGACUUAGCUCCGGAAACUUCAGAGUGGGUGACCAGCUGCCACAAGGGUCCCUCUGUACCUAGCCUGGAACCAAGCUUAUCUUGGAGCCAACUUACUUUUCUCCUCUCUGAUGUAUGGUAGCAGAGUGGUCAGGAAGUGUUGUUUGAUUUGUGUUCACUAUUGAUAUGGCCAAUAAAACCAUACCCAACUGAG
This is a messenger RNA of Carlito syrichta (Philippine tarsier), 1823 nucleotides long. RefSeq names its product damage specific DNA binding protein 2 (gene DDB2). The record is from RefSeq and is a predicted model, not a curated record. Gene Ontology annotation, molecular function: protein binding; damaged DNA binding. Gene Ontology annotation, biological process: DNA repair; response to UV. NCBI's taxonomy places the organism in Eukaryota, Metazoa, Chordata, Mammalia, Primates, Tarsiidae. The coding region runs from base 182 to 1465 and encodes 427 amino acids. Gene Ontology annotation, cellular component: nucleus; Cul4-RING E3 ubiquitin ligase complex. The transcript has 10 exons.